Molecule: messenger RNA, 1429 nt
Organism: Varroa destructor (honeybee mite)
Lineage: Eukaryota; Metazoa; Arthropoda; Arachnida; Mesostigmata; Varroidae
Product: thioredoxin-related transmembrane protein 2 homolog
Cellular component (GO): cytoplasm
Molecular function (GO): protein-disulfide reductase activity
Source: RefSeq, a predicted model, not a curated record
UAACACAAUCGCUCUACACUAUAUCUUAUGGUUGUAUAUUUGACCCUUAAUAGACGGCUGGGGAUAUUGUCUGAAUUGUAUGAUUGCAUUUACUUUACUAUAUCCGCUAUGUAGUGAAACCUGUCUAUGCGCGAACAGCGAAAAGGGAGAGCUUCUGAGUGAAUUUUUGGCGCAUUCUAUUGGGGGUUCACUAGAACAAACGCGCCUCUUUUGCCUAGACUACAAGAAGGUAACAAAAGAUUGGCCGUUAGGGUUGUCUGCCGCCGGCAUCGGCGAAAGAAACAACUGCGCGAGAUUCAAAAAAGCCUAACAGAGUUCAGUGAACUAGAAACAUGUGCACAGAAAGCCAAUAAUAAAAUGUUAUAGCGUGUGUUGCAAAAGUGAGACGUGAUCGUACGCAUAGCGUGGUGAACUCUUCGUGGUGUGGAUUCGAUAUUGACAGAUCUCGAAAGACCCGACAUCUCCGACGUCUCCUUGCCAACGGAGAUAUACGCUCAUUGAAGCUCGUCAUGGCAAUUCUAGAUUGGCCACAGGUCCGCCGCCUUCUGCAUCCGCACUAUGUAAUGACCGUCUUUCUAGCUACAGUGUUUUUUCCUUUGCGGUUAGUUUCGCCAGUGUGUGAGCUGUUGUUUCCCGAAAAGGGUUGUGGGUUGGAUUAUCGCGAAACAGAAAUUUUGUUCUUUCUCAUAAUCAUCAUUCUGUUUCGUACUAAAAAAAUGGGUUAUACCUCACUAGUACCCUAUAUAAGUUCAGCCUCAAUGUACGCUAAAGUAGCUAUGGUUUUGCUUUUCUUCUACAACGACCUGCGAUACGGCAUUAUCUAUACGGUAAUGUGUAUAACGCAUCUAAUGGUGCUGCCGGAACCUACCUAUACGGGACUGGAUCGCACCGUCUACUUCACCUCGCAAACACUGGAGGAAGAACUUAAGAAAGACAAGAGAAUUGUAUGGAUUGUCGAGUUCUUCGCUCUCUGGUCACCACCAUGCAUCAACUUCGCCUCAGACUUCCGCCAUCUAUCCGGCAAGUAUACGUUGGAGAAUCUUCGAUUCGGCAAGAUCGACGUCACCCGAAACCCAGAAGCAGCUGCAAAAUACCAUAUCAACACUUCGACCCUAUCUAAGCAGCUGCCAACGCUUGUAAUAUUUAAAGAUGGCAAGGCAGUUAUGCGUCGGCCAACUGUUGAUUCAAAGUCAAAACUUGUCAAGUUUAACUUCACGAUGGAGAACGUCAUUAACGAAUUCGACUUAAACAACCUGUAUAAUGUACUGAAAAACGAAAAGAUCAACAAGCGGGAAUCGCAGGCGCCACAAAAGUCAAUCGGAGAAAAGAAAGUCGAGUAGAUCGUCGUGGUAGAAGUCACUAAGGCAAAUUUAGCUUACUUAAAUAAUGAUAGUAGCUAAGUAUCAUAUCACGCUAGUAAAAAAAAAAA